Messenger RNA from Closterium sp. NIES-65, 4353 nucleotides. Lineage: Eukaryota; Viridiplantae; Streptophyta; Zygnematophyceae; Desmidiales; Closteriaceae. The record is from the annotation of a GenBank genome assembly.
AUGCGAGAUCUGAGCGGUUCCGUUCUCCCAGGGCUUCUCAGGGCUGGUGUAGCGAUCUUUGAUCUUGAUUUUGAUGCUAUCCUUACUGCUAUGUAUGUUGUGGAUUAUAGUGAGGAGAAUGAGGGUUACCGCUGUUUCCAGCCCGACCCGGGCAUUGGUACUGCUGCGCUAGGUGCUUGUGAGGCUGCUGCUCUAGGUGCCAGUGCGUCUGCGCUCUCAGGUACUGGUGAGACUGCGCUCUCAGGUACUGAGUCGUCCUCGUCCUCCCUCACUUUCACACUUGACUCCGGAGCUUCUCGCUCCUUCUUUCGAGACCGCACUACCCUUACGCCGCUCGGCCGGCCGGUUGCAGUCUCCCUUGCUGACCCCUCUGGGGGUCCUGUCCUGUCUCACUUCUCCACUGUCCUCCCGUGUCCGGCUGCCCCUUCGGGCACCCUGUCGGGUCUGUACCUUCCCUCGUUCUCUACGAACUUGGUGAGUGGAGCGGACCUGCAGGAUGUGGGUGUUCACCAGUUCACUCCUGCGAGUCAGCGGGUGACCCACUGCACGGAGGCACGCACAGGCCGACACCUGGCCACGUUCUCGCGUCGGCCGGGGUCGAGUCUCUACACCCUGACCGUUGAGUCUCCUCCUGUCCCUGCGUCUGGUCAGGUGGCUGCGUCGGGUCAGGUACUUGCUGCUGCGUCCCGGUCAGGUCCUGAGUCUGCCCCCUGUUCUUGUCGCCUCCUGUCUCACGAGACUCUCCUGUGGCACCACCGUCUUGGCCACCCCUCCUUGCCCCGUCUUCGGAGCAUGGCUUCCCGUGUCCUUGUCUCUGGUCUUCCCCAGUCUCUCCCUCCUCUCCCCUCCGGGCCAGGACCUUCCUGUGUCCCCUGUGUCGAGGGUCGCCUCCGGGCUACUCCUCACUCCUCCCACUUCCCCCCGACAGAGGCUCCCCUGCAGACGCUUCACAUGGAUGUGUGGGGCCCAGCCCCCGUCCGUGGGCAGGGUUACGAGCGCUACUUCCUGUUGGUGGUUGACGACUACUCGCGUUACACCACAGUCCUCCCCUUGCGCAGCAAGGGUGCGGUCACUGAGGUGCUGAUCGACUGGAUCCGCGAGGCUCGUCUCCAGCUCAGGAAGAGCUUCGGCUCGGACUUUCCUGUUCUGCGUCUGCACUCUGACAGAGGCGGAGAGUUCUCUUCUCGCCUUCUGCGAGACUACUGUCGUGCACGGGGGAUCCGCCAGACCUUCACGCUUCAGGACUCACCACAGCAAAAUGGGAUUGCUGAGCGCCGCAUUGGCAUGGUCAUGGAUGUCGCUCGUACGUCCAUGAUGCAUGCGGCUGCCCCCCAUUUUCUGUGGCCGUUUGCGGUGAGGUUGGCGAUGCGUCUGUGUUCCGUGUCUGGGGAUCUCGGGCGUUUGUCCGCGACUUGUCUGCGGACAAGCUGUCCCCUCGUGCUGCUCCCUGUGUCUUCCUUGGCUUCCCCAUCUGACGCCCCAGGGUGGCAGUUUUACCACCCCUCCUCUCGUCGUGUUCUGUCCUCCCAGGACGUCACGUUCGACGAGUCAGUCCCCUUCUACCGUCUCUUCCCCUACCGCACUCCUUCCCUCCCCCCUCCCCCGGACUUCCUUGUGCCGGUUCCCCCCCCGGUAGACCCCCUCCCCCCUCAGGUUCCUGCCCCCUCAGGUGUGUCCCAGGUAGACGCCGUUGACCCGGUCGAGGUUACUGGUGACUCUGGUGCUGCUGCGGGUGCUGAGCCUGGGGGUGCUGACUCUGGGGGUGCUGUGCGCGGGGGUGCUGGGCCUGGGGGUGCUACUGCUGGGGGUGCUGGGCCUGAGGGUGCUACUGCGGAGGGUGCGGAGCCUGGGGGUGCUGAGCCGGGGGGUGCUGUGCCUGGAGGUGCUGGGUCUGGGGGUGCUGGGUCGGGAGCUGCUGAGCCUGGGGGUGCUGAGCUGGGAGCUGCUGAGCCUGGGGGUGCUGCGUCUGGAGCUGCUGAGCCUGGGGUUUCUCCUGCUGCUGCGUCUCGCCGGGAGCCCCUCUCUCCACAGGAGCUGCGCGAGUGGUUCGCUCGCCGCUGGAGGCGUGCUGCUGAGUCUGGAGGUGCUGCUGGAGCUGGAGCUGGAGCUUCUUCGACCGUCGAGGGUGCGGGUGCUGCCGGUCCCGGAGCUGCUGGACCUGCGGGUCCUCCUGGAGCUGGAGCUGCUGAGGGCGUUCGUGCUGAGCCUGCUGCUGUUGGUCCUGCCGCUGGAGGUGUGGGUGGCGCUGGUGCUGUAGCUGAGGGUGCUGGUGCUGUCCCUGCUGAGUCUGGAGCUGCCGCGCGGCCUCGGCCGUACUUCGUUCCGCUCCUGCAGCAGGUUCUUGGUCUUUCUCCUCCAGUAGAGGGUCCACCACCUGUCCAGUCGCAGUCCCUACUGGAGCCUUCCUCUCCACUGCCUGCUCCCUCUCCUUACACUGGUCCUACUGGAGGUCUUGCUGAGCGUCGUGAGCCUGCGUCUCGUCCCGCGUCGCCUGUUCGUGCUGCUCGCGCUAGUGGUCGCAGUUCGCGUCAGCGUCCUCCUCCUGUCCCUGGCACGCACCGGAUGUCUCUGCGUCCGUCCACUGCUCCUCUGCGUGCCCCUUUGCCUUCUCCUCCCGAGUCCUCUCUUCCUGCGCUUGCCGACCCUGAGUCGGACUCUCUUCGCGCUGCGAGUCCUACUGUCACGCGUCUGCUUGCUACUGUCGUUACUGACCCCUCUUUUGAGUCCACUGCUGCGUCUGCUCUAGUCGCUGAGCUCGUUGACUUUGCUGCUCGCUGUCGUCUCAACUACGCUGCUAGUCUUGUUGCUGAGUCUGCGUCUGUCUGUCCUCUGUCCGUCGGGGGUGAGUGUGCUCUUGGCACGGACGUCCUAGAGGACAGGCAGGAGGAGUUACAGUGUCUAGCGGCUGCUUCACCUCAUCUCGCGUCUGUACUGCUUGCCCCUGAGGGAGACCCGGAUGCACUAGACAUCCCGACUCCGCGUUCUUACGCGGAGGCCGUAGAGGGUCCCUACUCCUCUCAGUGGCAGGCAGCUAUGGAUGCAGAGAUGGCUUCCUGGAAGUCCACAGGCACCUACGUUGACGCGGUUCCCCCUCCUGGGGCGAACAUCGUCAGUGGCAUGUGGAUCUUCAGGGUGAAGCGGCCGCCGGGCUCUCCACCUGUCUUCAAGGCACGGUACGUUGCUCGUGGCUUCAGUCAGCGGCAGGGAGUUGACUACUUUCAGACCUUCUCUCCCACCCCGAAGAUGACUACUCUUCGGGUGCUGCUGCACAUAGCCGCUCAGCGCGACUACGAGCUUCACUCUCUCGACUUCAGCACUGCGUUCUUGCAGGGUAGCCUGCACGAGGAGAUCUGGCUUCGCCGUCCACCUGGCUUCACUGGGACUUUCCCUCCUGGCACCCAGUGGAGCCUCCGACGGCCAGUCUACGGUCUCCGCCAGGCACCGCGUGAGUGGCACGACACACUGAGGACUACGCUUGCGGCUCUUGGGUUUGCUCCUUCUACUGCUGACCCGUCGCUGUUUCUUCGCACCGACACUUCCCUGCCGCCGUUCUACAUCCUCGUGUACGUCGACGACUUGGUCUUUGCCACAGCGGACACUGCUGGACUCGCCUACGUGAAGUCCGAGCUGCUGAAGAGACACACGUGCACAGACCUGGGUGAACUGCGCAGCUACCUUGGCUUGCAGAUCACUCGGGACAGAGCACGCCGCACCAUUACCUUGACUCAGUCACACAUGGUGCAGCAGGUCCUUCAGCGCUUCGGCUUCACACCGGAGCACAUGGCUGCAGCGAAGAGGGUAUUGCGCUACCUGUGCAGUACGUCGGGCAUGGGGCUAGUGCUUGGAGGGCGGAGUCCAGUGGUCCUUACCGGCCACGCGGACGCUUCUUGGGCUGACGACCAGGCUACGCAGCGGUCGUCACAGGGUUACACCUUCAGCCUUGGUUCCGGCUCUGUCUCGUGGCGGUCUACUCGCUCGUCUUCAGUUCUCGGCUCCAGUUGUGAGGCUGAGAUCUACGCCGGGGCCAUGGCUGCACAGGAGCUUCGCUGGCUCACCUACCUGCUGACUGACCUUGGAGAGCCGCCUCGUUCUCCUCCAGUGCUGUUCGUAGACAACAAGGCUAUGCUGGCCUUGUGUCGAGAGCAGCGCUUGGAGCACAGAACGAAGCACAUUGCUCUCCGCUACUUCCUUGCUCGUGAGCUGCAGCAGCGUGGUCAGUUGCGACUUGCGUACGUGGCCUCUGAGGCCAACACUGCUGAUGUGUUCACCAAGGCACUCGCGCCUUGUGACCAUCAGCGCUUUUGCACCCAGCUGGGUCUUGUGCCUGUCUUGCCUCACUUGCUCUCCUCUUGA